Prorocentrum cordatum is the source of this 1219-nucleotide messenger RNA. Lineage: Eukaryota; Dinophyceae; Prorocentrales; Prorocentraceae. The record is from the annotation of a GenBank genome assembly.
GCAGACCGCGAAGAUGGGCAAUCGCCACUUCUGGGACGCAGAGAGGGUCCAGGCCGUGUUGAGAGCGGUGUCUUGUCGGCUAGAGAGCUUGAGUCUCGGCCAGAGUGGCAGUCCGGAUGCCAAGAAUAUGGGCGACCCUGAACAACAGGACGGCAGGUUGGAAUCGCACCUUUCCGAAGGAGAGUCUCUGCGUUAUCCGUUCCCCGAUGUCCCAAAUUUGGUGGAAGGGGGCUGUCACCCGACCAAACCUAUAGUGGACUGGAAGAUGGGCGAGAUCUUGGAGUUGAUGAGGGAGCAUUGUGACUUCUCCUGUGAGCACGCCGAUGGCUCUUUCCUGGACCACCUGGAGUUCUGCAGGGACUACUCCGCCCUCCACUACAGCAGGGAGAGCCCGCGGAUUCUCUUCCUGCACUCCAUCCUCGGGGCUGCCACCAACCAGUUCCCUCUGCCGGCGAACAAGAUCGACAAGUUGCAGGACUGCCUGACCCCACUAGAGUUCCUCCACGUGCAGUGUUUCCCAACGAUGCUGAGGCUGAUGAAGGGGACCAACCUGCUCAGGGACAUUUAUCACCUCUGGCGCACCGACUCCCGCUUCCGUUCUCCGGACUCCUCGGGUGUGUACCUGAAGAUUUUCAGGGUGAUCGACAACGCGCCUCUGGUGCUGAGUUUGGAGGAGGUGUGGGUUCAGCUGAACCUCCUGCUCAUCCACUCUCUAGACUUCAUCCCGGAGAUGGGUUGGAGGAAGUUUGAGGCGAAGAAGGACCCUUUUCUAGACGAGUUUCUGCAGCUGUCCAUUCUGCUGAGGGUGUGUGGACAGUUGAGGUGUGAUGUGAGGAUGCCGCAGCAGUUCGGAAUCGUGAAUCUGGAAAACCAGUCCAGCUAUGCCCGGAAGCUUGCGCGCAGCGGUGACUUCAAGCUGCCCGACAAUUUCCAGUCAUUCCAGUGCGCCUUGGACCCGGAGUUCAACGCAGCUCUGGGUGGUGAGCAGACUGUAGACGCCGAUUUCCCUGACACUCUCCUGUCGAAAGUCUUGGUGCAGAACUUGCCAGCCUGGGUCAUUCAGCCUCUAGCGAGGCGGGAGAUCCACAAGCUGUCGGAUCGGAUCGGUUUUCGGCUGGACUACCAGCUGGUCGCGGUCGAUGCGGAGGACGCAGGCCACACUCUGGGCCCAGAUGUUGGUGACGUGCUGCGGGAGGCAAAGGUCAUACAUCUGCAGUGA